UGUCACUCACUUACAAAGUUGUUAUUCAGAUACUCAUGUGGUUGAUUGUGUUUUAAAGAGAGAUUCGCGCCCUGGACAACUUCCGCUUCUAGUCGCUUCUUCUACGGAAGUAGGUAACGCGCUGCUUGCGCAUGUGUAAUCGCAUUCCGGAGACUUCGCAGUAGAGACCAAAACACAUGAGAAUAAUCUAUCCCGUGUACAACGGCAGUACGUGACAACAGCGGUGUUUUGUCGUCAGCAGAGAUUCUUCAUUUUGGACAGCCUGUUUCAGCCCCAGCCAUGGUGUGCAUUCCCUGUAUUGUGAUUCCUGUCCUGUUGUGGGUCUACAAGAGGUUCCUGGAGCCUUUCCUCUAUCCUUUCAUUUCACCGAUUAUUAAUACAUUCUGGACCAAAAAAGCAGUUCAGGAGACUGGCCCUACCGACCAAAAAGUUAGCGAAAAGAGUAAUGGGACUUGCAUGCCUGAAAGCAACGGUGAGGCCACUGCCAAUGGAUCCCUUAUAGCAGAAGAUAAGAAGACAGAUUGACGGCUAUAAAUGUUCAUAAUGCAUCUAAUACAGUGUAAAUAUUACAGUACGUUAAUAUAAAAUAGAGAAACUAUUAAUUAACUUAUCUAUCUUCUUUGAAUGGAGUCGUUUUUGAUUACCUUCCAUAAUGUGUGUUUGUUGCUUUUACUUUUUUCAUUUGUCUUACAAUAACUUAAUAUUUCUUGUUAAUCAUAAAUUGAUAUAUGUAUUUACUGUGUUGAAUAUUCACUCUCAAUGGAUUAGUUUUUCUAAAACAAACUUGCAUUUUAAUGAAUGAAUAAAAUAAACCCUUCAUAUCAAAGAAGAGGCUGCUUUAUUGCGCCCAUACUAAGAUCAGCUUCCACUUCAACUAGCUUGCUCACUUUAUAUUGUUAAGUCAUUAAGGGUUACAUUUUGUUUGUAUUUUUGAGAUAUUUUUAAUGUAACUAAGAGCAAUAUCAUACUUGUGGAAAAAUGGUUUGAGAUUUGUAAUGACAAACAGUGAAA
Etheostoma cragini (Arkansas darter) is the source of this 1011-nucleotide messenger RNA. It is a transcript of the gene c21h18orf32, whose product is annotated as UPF0729 protein C18orf32 homolog. Gene Ontology annotation, biological process: positive regulation of canonical NF-kappaB signal transduction. Bases 280 to 525 code for a protein of 81 amino acids. NCBI's taxonomy places the organism in Eukaryota, Metazoa, Chordata, Actinopteri, Perciformes, Percidae. The transcript has 3 exons. The record is from RefSeq and is a predicted model, not a curated record.